This is a messenger RNA of Oryzias latipes (Japanese medaka), 5880 nucleotides long. Its product is annotated as histone acetyltransferase KAT7. NCBI's taxonomy places the organism in Eukaryota, Metazoa, Chordata, Actinopteri, Beloniformes, Adrianichthyidae. Gene Ontology annotation, molecular function: chromatin binding; histone H3 acetyltransferase activity; histone H4 acetyltransferase activity. Gene Ontology annotation, biological process: regulation of transcription by RNA polymerase II. Gene Ontology annotation, cellular component: histone H3-K14 acetyltransferase complex; nucleus; chromatin. The record is from RefSeq and is a predicted model, not a curated record.
ACGUGCACCCGGAGCUAUUUUGACAGCGUACCAUCAAGAGGCAGCGGAGAUCGCGCCGUGAGCACAGGGAAGUGCAGACAUUUAUACUUUCCAUUGACCAGCGGAAAACCUUUCCAGCCGCGGCUUGUUGCUGAAAUAAAUGGAACCGUAAACGAAGCGGCCUCAGAGAUCUGGAUAAUAAGCUGCCCUUACAGAGACGCCACAUCGUUGAAAAUGCCGCGGAGAAAGGUGGGACAGCAUCACGUCAUAGCUAAUGUUAGCCGCGCAGAGAGAACGGCCGGGAGCAGCUCAGACGGGACCGAGGAUUCCGAUUUUUCCGCCGACCUUGAGCACGCCGAUGCUUCCGAUAACGGCCGGAGGCGGAGCAGCGCUCGCCUGACCCGCUCCUCCCUGCGCCUCAGCCAGAGCUCACAAGAAAACUGUAGACCAGCUCGCCGCCUGUCCUCUGCUGCGGCGGCUCGAGACGACGGCCCAGACGUGUCCGCAGACUCAGCAGCACCGGCCUCCGUCUUCUCCUCCGGCCGCAGGAUCACGCGCAGCCAGCAGGGGGCGAGCAGCACCACGGCCAAAAAGUACCCGCUGCGACAAAGCCGCUCAUCAGGCUCGGAUACUGAAGCUAACGACGGGAAGCACGGGGCGGACCGGGACGAGACUCCUCCCCGGACCCCGACAGGCAACGCCUCUUCUUCAGAGUCGGACCUCGAGGUCUCCAGCUCAAACAACGAGACGGUGACGUCCAACGACAUCAUCGUUUCUCAGGAGGAGGACGAGAGGCUGGCCAAAGAGCUGUCGCUGAAGGAGGCGGCUGCCCACGACCUCUCCCACCGCCCCAAACGACGCCGAUUCCACGAAAGUUACAACUUCAACAUGAAGUGUCCCACACCUGGAUGCAACUCACUGGGACAUCUGACAGGAAGACACGAGAGACACUUCUCCAUUUCUGGAUGCCCGCUCUACCACAACCUCUCUGCAGACGAAUGCAAGGGCAAAGCAUCAACGCGCGACAAGCUGGCUGAGGAGAGGACGCUGUCGCACCGGCACGACGAGAACAGACACUCCACCAGAAACCAGGCGCCGAGCGAUCGUCAGCUGCGCUACAAGGAGAAGGUGACGGACCUGAGGAGGAAGAGGGACUCCGGCCUGAAUAAAGAGCAGAAGGACAAGUACAUGGAGCACCGGCAAAGCCACGGGACGAGCCGGGAGCCCCUGUUGGAGAACAUCACCAGCGACUACGACCUGGAGCUGUUCAGGAAAGCGCAGGCACGUGCCUCGGACGACCUUGAGAAGCUCCGUCUGGCGGGUCAGGUGUCGGAGGGCAGCAACAUGAUCAAAACCAUCGUGUUCGGCCGCUACGAGCUGGACACCUGGUACCACUCCCCGUACCCGGAGGAGUACGCCCGCCUGGGGAGGCUGUACAUGUGCGAGUUCUGCCUCAAGUACAUGAAGAGUCAGACCAUCCUGCGCAGACACAUGGCCAAAUGUGUGUGGAAGCAUCCGCCAGGAGAUGAGAUCUACAGGAAGACCAACAUCUCUGUCUUCGAAGUGGAUGGAAAGAAGAACAAGAUCUACUGUCAGAAUCUGUGCCUGCUGGCCAAACUCUUUCUGGACCACAAGACUCUGUACUACGACGUCGAACCCUUCCUCUUUUACGUCAUGGCCGAAGCCGACAACACGGGCUGUCACUUGGUUGGCUACUUCUCUAAGGAGAAGAACUCCUUCCUGAACUACAACGUGUCCUGCAUUCUCACCAUGCCUCAGUACAUGCGGCAGGGUUACGGCAAGAUGCUCAUCGACUUCAGUUACCUGUUAUCCAAGGUGGAGGAGAAGGUGGGCUCUCCAGAGCGCCCCCUGUCGGACCUGGGCCUGAUCAGCUACAGGAGUUACUGGAAAGACGUUCUGCUGCGCUACAUGAACAACUUUCAGGGCAAGGAGAUCUCCAUUAAAGAGAUCAGCCAGGAGACGGCGGUGAACCCGGUGGACAUCGUCAGCACGCUGCAGGCGCUCCAGAUGCUGAAAUACUGGAAGGGGAAGCACCUGGUCCUGAAACGACAGGACCUAAUCGAUGACUGGAAGGCGAAGGAGACCAAACGGGGUAACGGCAAGACCAUAGACCCCACAGCCUUAAAAUGGACCCCCCCUAAAGGGACAUAAAAGCCCCCUGUCUUUCACUGGCAUGCUCCUUUGCCCCGAGCUUCAAUCUUUGCAGCUGCAGCACUUAAAACUACUGAGGUCUGGGUUUCUGAUGGUUCAAACAGGCGCUAGGCUUUAUUCAGCACUAACCCCACCCCCACCCCCCUCCGGACGCCUUCUUGAGAGAUUUAUGGAUGUAGGACGUUAAAACAACUAAAUAUUUAUGUAGCAGAGGUUUCUUUAUUGUUUUUAAGGCUGAGCUGUGCUGCACACUUCCUGUUUAGACAUCAUUUCUCAUAUCAGUGGCCUCUGACCUUUUAGCCACGCCCCCUUUACAAAGACACUUUGUCCCUGAACUGUAUUUAGGAGAGUUAGAUUUAUUUAUAUAAAAAUACUGUAAGUUUUCCUUUUAAAAUUGAACUCUACUAUUUAUUCUGAGGUUGAGGGAGGAGCCACAUCUGCGGCUGAUGUUUCUCCAUCCAUCUCUCCAGUAGAGUGAAACUGCGUUAGUAACGGGCGGCAGGCGCCCGCUCAUCCUGUCCCCGCAUCGAACCGGCGCGGAGGCGUUGGACGGAGCGCAGCCCGCCGGCGUGCUCCUCACAGCUGUCAUGCUGACAAAAACCAGCGCAGCUCCAACAGGAAAAUAAACAAAUAAAUAAAAAAAGCCAACUCCCCUGUCCUCGCUGCUCCUGUCAGACGCCACAGCGGCUUCAGCGCACUUUGUGGAGGGGGGCCAGGUCUGAUUGUUAUGAAACAGGAACAUCUGUUUGAACCCCUGGAAACCUGCAGCCGUGGAUGAGUGAGGCAGACAAACUAUAGCUGCCCCUGGGAGGGGGCGACCUGCAUUUAUGCCUCACAUUUGAGCUUCUUCUGUGUGUUUGGGUUGUCUUUUCUCAUCUUCUCCAUUGUGGGAAAACUGGUCACUUUGGUUUUGUUGGAGUUCCGUUUGAUGCUCUUCUACCUCUGAGGUUUUACCACUGAUAUAACACAAAGCUGGAGCAGCCUGGGAGAAGCUUUUCCUUUUCCUCUCUGUGUUUAGUUGCUCUUCUUCUUUUUCUUCUUGGAGUGGUUCUUUUGUUGUUUUUUUUAAACAUUUUUAAAGCCUACUAUUUAUAUUCUUUAAAAUGUGUUGAGCAUGUAAAGGUCUUCCUUUGGAAAUGUAUUUAUCUUAAACAGGGUUUGUGGAUGUAAAUGUGUCAAAGUUGUAGAAAAGGUACAGGAAGCUUCAUUUCAGAGCAUCGAUGGCGCCUGAAACGUGCUAAAGCACCGUCUGUUUCUGCACAUUUAGAGCGGCUUUUCUUUGUUUAAGCUGUUUGGCUUUAAGUCGUGACGAGUCAUUAGAAACGCACUCGGAUAAAAAUAAUGUUUUAGACAUUCUGAUGAUGGAGGAACUAUGUCUAUAAAGAAAAGGAAGAGUAAAAUGGUAUUUCUGAGUGUUUCUUUAUUGAAAUGGUGGUGAGUCUGGAGCAGACGGACCUAUGACAGACGAGCUCCCUGCUCCGCUCCAUUCUGAUGCGUCCGCUUGCAGACGAACAGAUCCGUGUUUUCCUCGUCUAAAAUGCACGGCUCCGACAUCGCUCACCGUCUUUUCUGCACCGGUGGUGUUAGGUUGGGGUUGUGAGGGAAGAGCAUGUCAACACAUGGAUGACGGGAAGUGGGGGCGGGGUUGCUCUGCAUCAUCAGUCGCGCUCACAACUCAAAAGUGAAGUUAAGAUGAACUCCUGCCGAUCUGCAGAAACUAUGUCCUAGAAAACGACACAGGUUUUAUGAAUUUGACUUAAAACGACAUAAUUCCCAUUAUGAGACCAGUGGGAACGCUUUUAGAAAACAUAAAAAGAUGAUCGGAGGGGGGGUUAAAGAUGUUGGGAAAGAUGCCUCCAAGUAUCUGUGAUGGAAUACGUAUGUUUUCUAAAACAAACGGGUCUUUAUUCAAACUGAAAUGACCUUAAAGAGGACUUUUGAAUCAUGGAGAAGUAACACAUGAGGACAGUUUGGUUUAGUUUGGUAACGCUAAAGUGAACUGAAAUCCGUCACCAGGACUAAACUACGGAGAAGACGCUCAUUAAAGUCGCGCUCCCAUCAUCUUUUGUUCCCGGUUUUAAUCAUGAUGAUACUGUUUUUUAGUUUUUAGCCAAAAUCAAAAACCUGGUGUCAUUUUCUAGGACAUAGUUUCUGCAGAGCCGCAUCUGAAAUUCACCUCUGAGUCGUGGGCGGGGCUGACGAUGCAGAACAACCCUCCUGACAUCACUGCAAUCCGAUCAUAUAGUUUUGAUCCGGAUUCCAGUUUAGAAGCACACGGAUCUAUUCGUCUGCAAGUGAACGCAUCAGAAUGGGGCGGAGCAGGGAGCUUGUGGCCCCGCCCACCAUAUUUUGUACAUAACAAACACGAUCCUCGUCGAACUUCUUUUUUUUUUUUGUCUGUUCCUGAUUUACAUUGAUUUGAAUAAAGAAAUACCCAGAAAUUCUAUUUAAGCUUCAUUUUCUUUAUGUCUUCCAGAAUCAGAAAAUGUAUCACAAAAACAUGUUAAAAAUAUCUUUUUUUUUUUUCGAGAGGGUCUUUCAGGCGUUCAGGUUAAUCUUUUUUGCAAUCUUCCCAAAAGGUCCAAUCCAGUAACUUGUUAACCAUCUGGUUAAACAAACCGCAGCUUCACCGGACUAACCUCCCGUCUGGAGUCUGCAGAGUUUGAGUCUCAGCGCAGUCCCGCCUUUUUCCAGAACCGCUGCUGAAACCUGACUGAAGGACUGAUCAAUCAAAGCAGCAGAAACACUUUUUCACAUUUAUUGUUAGAAGUUCUGUGUGAAAAUGCAGUCAGUCAAUCAAAGGGACCCAUGCUUUUGUUUUUUUCCGAUUUCCUCUAUAAAUGGAUGUUUUUCCCCGUCCAGACUGUUAUUUUUUUUCCUUUUGUGCCAUGUGUUGCAGCCUUUGCAGUAUGUCGGGGUGGAAGUUGCUUUUUACUGGAGGGGGGGCGGGUUGUUGCUAUGAUUCCCCCCAGCUUUCCCUCUGCGUCGUUCUGUGGAGCUGUUGAUGGGGCUCACUGUAGUUUUAGUUAUUGCCAAAUUUCACAUAAACGGGAAAGUGCACUUAGUUUUUGGAAAAACCUUAAAGAGGCAAAGAUCCAUCCCAACGUGCACUCCUGGCUUUUUUUUUUUUUAAACAAAACAGCCUCUUUUUUUUUUUCUUUUCAUUUGAGUUUUUUCAUGCCAGUAUGUCGUCUGCCACUCCAGUGUGAGGAUGAGUACAUCUUCAUCUUUCCUUUUAGUUUUUAACAAUGUUUAGAAGCCAUUUAGACUGCAGUGCAUCAUAAGUAGAUUAUGUCCCUCAAGUUAAAAUAAUCCAGUAUUUAAUGUUCUUAUUUGUUAAAAAUGCUCAAUCAAACCAGAAAUAACUAACUCUAUGUUGGAAAGCAUUAAUCAUGUCUUUUUUUUGUUCAAGCAUCCACUUAAGUGUGUUUCUUUUAAUACGUCAUACCUUAUUUUUUUGUCUUUCCUGUCAUUGUGGUUCUCGGUUGCGUCUUUCCUUCUUUCCUGUGCCGAUGGCAGCCAUAGACCGACACUACCAGAGCAGCUGCUGGUUCCUCGCCCUCCUCCGUUGGAUGACUUACUAAGCUUUGCCUUCCUUUAGCCACCUGCUGUACUGCUGCCUUGCUCAAGCAGAGACGCACAACCGCGGCGUGGCGUCCACAUGUAGCUCGACUGAGUGUUUGCUUCUUCUCCUGCCCUCCUCUACAAUAAAUACUGAGUGACAUGGGA